GACAUGAUUCCCAUUGUUGUGCAUGCACUCAAAUUUGAAAUAAUGCUUCGUUUUUAUGAACGUAUCAUUCCGAGGUCUCUUUCUACAAAGCAUUGAGAAGGUGCCAGAUAUAUAUAGAGAAAUGGAAAUGGGCAAUGACUCACGCUUGCUCCACGGAACUCUUUACGUGACCAUUUGCGAGAUCGAUAAACUUCGGUUUAGAUAUAGCCUCGGCAAGGGUGCAAGAACUAGAGCACAAGUGUUGGGAAAAAAUGUUUUGUCUCAAGCCAAGAGGGUUUUAUUAUGCCGGCCCGAGAUUGUUGGAUUCAAUACAUACGCGACUGUUGAUUUGGACAAGGCCAGGGUGGGACGUAGCCGAAAGAUCAAAUAUUCCCAUUCGGAUAUGCGAUGGGACGAGUUUUUUCAAAUUUAUUGCGCUCAUACGGUUAAUAACAUCGUAUUCACUAUAAAGAACUCCAAUCCGGUUGGAGCAACGCUAAUCGGACGAGCUUAUUUGCCUGCAAGUGAGGUGUUUCAAGGACAAUUGGUGGAAAAAUGGAUCGAUAUAUUAGACGAAGAGCGAAAUCCCAUAUCCGGUCAUUCCCGCCUCCAUGUGAAGGUUCACUUCAUAGAUGUCACACGAGAAAACAAUUGGUCUAAAGGAAUAACUUCCCCUACGUUCGAGGGUGUCCAACGUGCGUUUUUUAUGCAAAGACAAGGUUGCAAGGUUACAUUAUACCAAGACGCUCAUGUCUUAGACGGUUACAUCCCAAAAUUCAUCCUAUCUAGCGGAAUAAUUUACGAGCCCGGGCGAUGUUGGGAAGAUAUAUUUCAUGCAAUCUCAAACGCGAAAUACUUGAUUUACAUCGCGGGGUGGUCAGUUAACACUAAGAUUACAUUGAUAAGAGACCCCGAGAGGAUAAACCAAGGAGAAAACAUAACAUUAGGCGAACUACUAAUAAAAAAGGCGAACGAAGGCGUUCGAGUCGCAAUGCUUGUUUGGGACGAUAGAACGUCGGUUGAUGUUUUCAAGAAAGAUGGACUAAUGAACACUCACGAUCAAGAAACCGCGGAUUUCUUCCGUGGAACGAAUGUCAAUUGCUUUCUAUGCCCACGUAAUCCCGAUAAUGGGAGAAGUAUUGUCCAAGGAAUUCAAAUUUCCACGAUGUUUACUCACCACCAAAAGAGUAUAUCCGUGGACUAUGAACUCCUAGGCCAGGAAACACCGAAAAGGAGGAUAGUUAGUUUUAUGGGAGGUAUCGAUUUAUGCGAUGGUCGUUACGACACUCCGGUACAUUCCCUUUUCCGAACAUUGGACUCGGUUCACUCCGAAGAUUUUCAUCAACCUAAUUUCAACGGUUCUUCGAUUAAGAAAGGUGGUCCACGAGAGCCUUGGCACGACAUUCAUUGUCGGCUAGAAGGCCCGGUUGCAUGGGAUGUACUCUACAACUUUGAACAAAGGUGGCGAAAGCAAGUAGGAAAUAACUCAUCCAUUUACACCAUGCAUGAGCUCGACAGGUUUAUUAGCCAGCCGAUUCCUUCAACAUUUCCUGACGAUACCGAAUCGUGGAACGUCCAAAUAUUUCGAUCGAUCGAUGGUGGGGCGGUUAAUGGUUUCCCUUCAAAAUGGGACGAGGCUUGUGAAGUAGGAUUGGUUAGUGGAAAAGACCUUGUUAUCGAUAGGAGUAUUCACGACGGUUACAUUAAUGCGAUUCGUCGAGCUAAGAACUUUAUAUACAUUGAGAAUCAGUAUUUCCUCGGAAGUUCAUAUGGGUGGAAAUGGAAAUCGAAAUCGCAGGCAGAAGACAUUGGUGCAUUGCAUCUUAUACCUAAGGAAUUGUCACUCAAGAUUGUUAGUAAGAUUCAAGCAGGAGAGAAGUUUAGAGUUUAUAUAGUAAUUCCAAUGUGGCCAGAAGGGAUACCAGAAAGUGGCUCUGUUCAGGCAAUUCUACACUGGCAAAUGAAGACAAUGGAAAUGAUGUAUGAAGAUAUAGCCAUGGCAAUUAAAGCCACUGGACAAGAUUCCGACCCAAGGGAUUAUUUGACAUUCUUUUGCCUUGGUAACCGCGAGAUUCAAAUGGGCGAAGAAUACACACCACCUGAGAAACCAGAGGCCGACAGCGAUUACAGCCGAGCACAACAGGCUCGCCGUUUCAUGAUCUAUGUUCAUUCCAAAAUGAUGAUAGUUGACGAUGAGUACAUAAUCAUUGGAUCAGCAAAUAUAAACCAGAGAUCAAUGGAUGGUGCAAGGGACAGUGAGAUUGCAAUGGGUGGUUACCAGCCUCAUCAUCUAAAGAAUAAUUACCAACUUGGACAAAUAUAUGGGUUUAGAAUGGGGUUGUGGAGAGAGCAUCUUGGAGAUAUUAGUGAACAUUAUCUUCAUCCAGAAAGCCUUGAAUGUAUGCAACUAAUAAACAUGAAGGCAGAAAGGAACUGGGAGCUCUAUGCUGCUGCCGAAAAUCUACAUGAGAAUCUCCCGGGACACUUGCUUCGAUAUCCCAUUGAAGUUACCAAAACAGGGGAGGUGAAAGAAUUGGCUGGAUUUCAGUGUUUUCCUGAUACAAAAGCUCUUGUUCUUGGGACCAAAUCUGAAUUUCUUCCUCCAAUAUUGACCACUUAAAUGAUCAUUGUGCAUGUAAAAAAUAAUAUCAUCUUAUUGUGGUGUAAAUGAAAUGUAACAACAUUUAUUAAAUAUAGAAAUUAUCAAUCAAAGUUAAUAUUACCACAAGAACUAUCAUCAUGUUAUUCAGUCUUCAAUGAAUAUAAUUUGACUCUAUA
Molecule: messenger RNA, 2757 nt
Organism: Impatiens glandulifera
Lineage: Eukaryota; Viridiplantae; Streptophyta; Magnoliopsida; Ericales; Balsaminaceae
Product: phospholipase D alpha 1-like
Exons: 5
Coding region: 56-2599 (847 amino acids)
Biological process (GO): phospholipid catabolic process; phosphatidylcholine metabolic process
Cellular component (GO): plasma membrane
Molecular function (GO): calcium ion binding; D-type glycerophospholipase activity
Source: RefSeq, a predicted model, not a curated record